AUGGUGACAUGUGAAGAACUUUAUGGUGGAGAAGAGCUUCCUCUUGUCCAACCAGACCCUGUGGUGUUGGAGAUUGAUCGUUUGCAAAACCAACUUAUAGAAAAGGUUAAGGAACUGGCAACUUGCCAGGGUGAAAUCAAGUCCUUAAGGGCAACUGAAGCUCAGAAGGACAAGGCCAUAGAAGAGCUGAGAAAUGAAAUAAGCAAACUGGAUGAGAGACAUAGACUUAACGAGGAUCAUCUUAAACACAAGAAUCUAGAAAUCAAGAAACUGACAGAAGACAAGAAAGAUGCAUUGGCUGCACAAUAUGCUGCAGAAGCAACUCUUAGAAGGGUACAUGCAGAUCGAAAGGAAGAUGAUUUUGUUGCAAUUGAGAGUGUCAUUACUCCUCUUGAGGCUGAGAUUAAGAUGUAUAGAAAUGAGAUUACAGCACUACAAGAAGAUAAGAAAGCUUUGGAACGACUCACUAAGUCAAAAGAGUCAGCUUUGCUUGAAGCAGAGAGGAUUUUAAGAAGUGCACUAGAGAGGGCUUUAAUAGUUGAGGAAGUUCAAAAUGAAAACUUUGACCUCAAGAGACAGAUUGAGAUCUGCCAGGAGGAGAACAAAAUCUUAGAGAAAACUAACCGCCAAAAGAUUUUGGAAGUUGAAAAACUAAGCCAAACCAUUCAUGAACUUGAGGAGGUCAUCUUAUCAAGUGGAACCACUGCUAAUGCCAUUCGUGAUUAUCAGCGACAGAUUUCUGAAUUGCAAGAGGAGAAGAGGACACUGGAGAGGGAGCUAGCAAGGGUAAAAGUUUCAGCCAACAGAAUUGCAACUGUUGUGGCUAAUGAGUGGAAGGACGAAAAUGACAAGGUCAUGCCUGUCAGGCAAUGGCUGGAAGAGAGAAGGAUUAUGCAGGCAGAGAUGCAACGAUUGAAAGAAAAGCUACUUAUAUCAGAGAGAACAGCUAAGGCAGAGUCACAAUUGAAGGAUAAACUGAAACUUAGGUUAAAAACACUGGAAGAAGGCUUAAAGCUUUUCUCAAGUCAUCCGAUCAAUUCGAAUGCGUUUUCUGGGUCUCCAAAAGCAGAAAGGUCUAACAUCUUAAGUUUCCUAACGACCACCAGUGGACUAAGAAACAGAUCAACAUCACAACCAAGGGCAUCUACUGUUGGAAGUAUAUGGGCAUCAAGAAAUAAAGUUGCUGAUAGUGGUGAAAAGGAAAAUGAGAAGCAGGGGAACCCGGGCAUGAGUUUAAACAAAUGCAAUGAUGAAAGAGAAGCAGCAGAAAUUAAAACCAGUGUUGAUGUUGACUCUAAAAGCAGUAGUAGUAAUGAUUUAGGCAGCAAUGAUAUGAUCUCAGGUUUUCUAUAUGAUAAGCUUCAAAAAGAGGUCAUCAAUUUGAGGAAAUUUUGUGAAAUUAAAGACAGUAGUUUGCACACUAAAGAUGAAGAAAUAAAGAUGCUCACAAAGAAAGUUGAUGCACUGACAAAGGCUAUGGAAGUAGAAUGGAAGAAAAUGAAAAGAGAAGCAGCUGCUAGAGAGAAGGAGGCUGCAUCAGCAAAAUCAGAUGAUAACAGGAAAAAUAGAAGCUCAAACUCCUCUAAAAGGGUGAUGAAAGAACAUUGAAGAUUCUUUAU
Molecule: messenger RNA, 1619 nt
Organism: Gastrolobium bilobum
Lineage: Eukaryota; Viridiplantae; Streptophyta; Magnoliopsida; Fabales; Fabaceae
Product: microtubule-associated protein 70-5
Exons: 12
Coding region: 1-1608 (535 amino acids)
Biological process (GO): cytoskeleton organization
Molecular function (GO): microtubule binding
Source: RefSeq, a predicted model, not a curated record